AUGUAUGUUUAUACAUCUAUAAUUUUUGCCGCCUUUUUUGGCGUCGCUUUUUCAAUUGAUAAAACGAAGAUUGUAGCAACUAAGCAAGGUCGAGUUGAAGGUAGUUUGGCGUCUAACGAACUCUACUAUGAGUAUUUAGGAAUCAGAUAUGGAGUUCCAGUGAAAUUUCGGGCCCCAGAAGAGCCUCCGACAUUCGACGAAGUCUACAAAGCUGAUAAUCGAGCAGUACUCUGUCCACAGUUUCCUUGCCACGAUCCUCUCGCUGCACCCAGCGAUAAUGAAGACUGCUUGGUCCUCAACAUCUUCUCCCCUAGUGCAGUCACUAACACUAGUUUACCUGUAAUCGUCUUCUUACACGGAGGAGAUUUUGGUGUUGGGUCUGGUUCCCCUAGCUUUUAUGGACCCCAAUACCUAGUCAGCCAUGGUAUAGUUUUAGUCACUGUCAACUAUAGGCUAAAUGCAUACGGUUUCCUGAAUCUAGGCACAGUAGAUGCACCUGGUAAUGCUGGUUUGAAGGAUAUCAGAGCUGCAUUGAGAUGGAUUAAGGAUAAUAUCCGAGGAUUUUCUGGAGACCCUGACAAUGUAACUGUAUUAGGGCAAGGUAGUGGCGGAACAGCAGCUAUUUAUCUUACCCUAUCAGAUUCUACUAAAGGUCUUUUCCACAGAAUUAUAUCAGAAAGCGGCCCGCUAUUUAGUCCUGGAUCGUUUGAUCCUAAACCUUUGGAGACUGCCAGUCAAGUAGCCAAAUCGUUGGGCGUUAAUACUGUAGAUCCUGUUAAACUGUUGAAGAUCUAUUCAGAAACUGAGAUUCAGAAAGUAGAAGAAGCUAUAUCUAAGCAAAUGCACGCUAAAAACGUUUUUGUGCCAUCAGUAGAGACAGUAUUCGAAGGAGAGGAAGCAUUCUUAACAGAUAAGCCUUAUAAUAUAAUAGUUGAUAAUAAAUUUCAUCCGGUGCCCGCUGUCUUCGGUCUGAAUACAGUAGAAGGUUUAACAAGUACGUUAGAUUAUAAUACAAUAACCAGUCAAAUGGAUAGAAUAAUGCAUGAAGAUUAUUCUGUUCUGGAUCAAAGAAGUUUCAUUAUUCCAAAAGAGGAUGUAGAAGAAUUUAGAACCACGUUACAAGAAACUUACUUCUCUGAUAUAAAAUCUGAAGAAACUGUUAUUGGGGGUAUAAUUAAUUUGAAUACAGAUUUUGGGUUUGUGGGUCCAAUGUCUUUGCUUUCCGAAUUGUAUGCUAACAAUUCAGUGUUGCCAGUAUACGAAUUUGUAUUCAACUAUACGGGUAAUAGAAACCUUGGUAGAAUGUUAACGAAUAGUAGUUUAUUGGCCACGACUAAUCAAGACGAGUUGUUCUAUGUUUUCGAACUGGAGAGACUGCCGUUGCCGAUGGACGAGAAUGACGCGCGGAUGGUCACUUUUAUGACCAUGAUGUGGACCAACUUUGCGAAAUAUGGCACCCCAACACCAGAACAGGAUAAUGGCCAAUGGCUUCCGUAUCCACACCACCUGGCGAUAAGUUUGGAGCCGCAAUACGUCGCACCGCUAACACCGGACCGCGCGUACUUUUGGCGCUCACUGUACCUCGAAUAUGGCGCCGAAAUAGAUUUUGGCGGGAAUAUUGACAGUUCUAUUUAA
Messenger RNA from Achroia grisella, 1635 nucleotides. RefSeq names its product juvenile hormone esterase-like. The transcript is spliced from 3 exons. The record is from RefSeq and is a predicted model, not a curated record. The coding region runs from base 1 to 1635 and encodes 544 amino acids. Lineage: Eukaryota; Metazoa; Arthropoda; Insecta; Lepidoptera; Pyralidae.